This is a messenger RNA of Gadus chalcogrammus (walleye pollock), 1745 nucleotides long. RefSeq names its product heparan sulfate glucosamine 3-O-sulfotransferase 5-like. The record is from RefSeq and is a predicted model, not a curated record. The coding region runs from base 1 to 702 and encodes 233 amino acids. Gene Ontology annotation, molecular function: [heparan sulfate]-glucosamine 3-sulfotransferase activity. The transcript has 3 exons. Lineage: Eukaryota; Metazoa; Chordata; Actinopteri; Gadiformes; Gadidae.
AUGCAGAGCGGCCCCCACAGCGUGAACCCAGCUGCCCCCAGCUGCCCCCCCCUGAGCCUAGGGGCCUACGGUCAGGGGCCCUAUGGUCCGGGCCCUAAGUUCCCCCACCAGAUCACCAUCGAGAAGAGCCCUGCAUACUUCAUCACAGAGGAGGUUCCCGAGCGUAUCUUCAAGAUGAACUCCUCCAUCAAGCUGCUGGUGAUCGUGCGUGAGCCCACGACCCGGGCCGUGUCCGACUACACGCAGGUCCUGGAGGGCAAGGAGCGCAAGAACAAGACCUACCACAAGUUCGAGGAGCUGGCGGUGGACGAGGCCACCUGCGAGGUGAACACCAAGUACAAGGCGGUGCGCACCAGCAUCUACACCCACCACCUGGAGCGCUGGCUGCACUACUUCCCCGCGGAGCAGCUCCACGUGGUGGACGGCGACCGGCUGAUCAGCGACCCGCUGCCCGAGCUGCAGCUGGUGGAGCGCUUCCUCCACCUGCCGGCGGCCAUCAGCCGCUCCAACCUGUACUUCAACGCCACGCGCGGCUUCUACUGCCUGCGCUUCAGCCUGCUGUUCAACAAGUGCCUGGCGGGCAGCAAGGGCCGCACGCACCCCGCCGUGGACGCCUCCGUGGUGGAGAAGCUGCGCCGCUUCUUCCACCCGUUCAACCAGAAGUUCUACCAGAUCACGGGGCGGACCUUCGACUGGCCCUGACCUCUGGAGGGGAACCCUGCUGGCCAACGCCAGGGACAGACAUUCGGAGGAUCGAGCACUUUGACGGGGUUCGUCGUUGCAGCCGUGACCAAAUAUUAAAAGAGGAUCACUUUGGGGGACUUCAGUUUUUUUUUGUUUACGUUGGGUGAAGGUGGCAAGAAGUUUGACACAAAGCUUCUAUUGAACCGUGAAUAAAGUUGUGGUCCCCGUCUUCGUCCGCUGUUGGGAAAACUGAAUGGGUCUGAAAUGCGAAAGAGAUUCUGAUCUUUGACUGCUUUCUGAAAGAUAAGCAUUCGCUGACAUUCAUGCUAUGAUGCUUAACAGCUUUUAAAAAAGUCGUAAUUCCCAAUGAAAAGUCACAAUGAAUCGGUAAGUGGAAAAUGUAAACCUUAUUUUAUAUGAUUUUCUUGUUUUAACGAUUCAUUUGUGCAUGCACCAGCGUUUCCAUGGCUAUGGUGAGUUGAGGGCGUCCUGUCUGUCGUUUCACUCCAUCGACACAAAGUUACUUCAAUCUGUUGUACCCCACUUGCAAUUGAUUUCCAUGGAUGGCUGCUGUUAUGUUCUGCGUUGCCUAUCGGCCACAAGUUAAGUGACAAAAGAGUCAAACUUUAGACAUCAAAAUCAUGUCCGGGAGUUUUUUUGAGGCUUGGAAGACUCAACACUUGUUUCGUAACUUUGUCGCUUUUUGAUGUACUUAGCUUUGGUACUCAGAUGUUUGGCCUUUCAGUCAUUUGGCGAAGAUAAAGCGGCACUACUAAACUUCCUCAUCGGGUCAGGGUGGAAUUAUGUCAGUUUAUUUGAAAAUAUUCACUCUGUAUCAUAAGUGUGUUGUUAAAAAAAAUGUUUUAAUAAAAGAACAUUUAAAUCUGCUCGUGCCGAACUCUGAAUUGAUGUUUUUCACCAACUUAGGAGCAGAAGCAGGAGAAGAUCUUCAACUUGGACAUCACACCAAGGUCAAGCAUAUCCACUGAAGGCUGUAUCUAAAACCUAGAAAGUUAAAGUGUAUCUAGAAUCCAGAGUGUAAAGUUAAAGUGUCUAAAAUC